Molecule: messenger RNA, 3810 nt
Organism: Microtus ochrogaster (prairie vole)
Lineage: Eukaryota; Metazoa; Chordata; Mammalia; Rodentia; Cricetidae
Gene: Zc3h14
Product: zinc finger CCCH-type containing 14
Biological process (GO): regulation of mRNA stability
Cellular component (GO): nucleus; cytoplasm
Molecular function (GO): poly(A) binding; metal ion binding
Source: RefSeq, a predicted model, not a curated record
GUGCGCUCGGUCGGUCGGAGGCGGAGCGGCGGCGGCGGCGGUGGUUGCGGGUCAGGCUGCAGGGUGGCAGCCCGCGGCGGGCUCCUCGUAACCGAAGCGCCGCGCAGUGCUGACCCGGCCGCCCGCCGCGGAGCCAUGGAAAUCGGCACCGAGAUCAGCCGCAAGAUCCGGAGUGCCAUUAAGGGGAAAUUGCAAGAAUUAGGAGCUUACGUGGAUGAAGAACUUCCCGAUUACAUUAUGGUGAUGGUGGCCAACAAGAAAAGUCAGGACCAAAUGACAGAGGACCUGUCCCUGUUUCUAGGGAACAACACAAUUCGAUUCACCGUAUGGCUCCAUGGUGUAUUAGAUAAACUUCGCUCUGUUACAACUGAGCCCUCUAGUCUCAAGUCUUCAGACACCAGCAUCUUUGAUAGUAACGUGCCUUCAAACAAGAGCAGCUUUAGUCGAGGAGAUGAGAGACGGCACGAAGCUGCAGUCCCUCCCCUUGCUAUUUCUAGUUCUAGGCCUGAAAAAAGAGAUUCCAGAGUUUCUACAAGUUCGCAGGAACAGAAAUCCACUAAUGUCAGACAUUCUUAUGAUGAUGGAGCUUCAACCCGGCUAAUGUCAACAGUGAAACCUCUGAGGGAGCCAGCACCCUCUGAAGAUGUGAUCGAUAUCAAGCCAGAACCAGAUGAUCUCAUUGAUGAAGACCUUAAUUUUGUGCAGGAGAAUCCCUUAUCUCAGAAAAAACCUACAGUGACACUUACGUAUGGUUCUUCUCGCCCUUCUAUUGAAAUUUAUCGACCACCCGCAAGUAGAAAUGCAGACACAAGCACUCAUAUAAACAGGCUGCAACUUCAUCAGCCGCAAAACAGUACUCACGCUGCCACGCAGCUGGAUGUGCAGAGCAGCCAGGUGUACGAAGCAGGACGCUUAUGUGAACCAGAAGUGCUGAGCAGCGUAGAUGACACUUACAGCCCCUUCUUCAGAAACAACUUGGAUAAGAUGAGCAUUGAGGACGAAAACUUUCGGAAGAGAAAGUUGCCUGUGGUAAGUUCAGUUGUAAAAGUAAAAAGAUUCAGUCAUGAUGGAGAAGAGGAGGAGGAAGAUGAGGAUUAUGGCUCCCGGAUAGGGAGUUUGUCCAGCAGUGUGUCGGUGCCGGCAAAGCCUGAGAGGAGACCUUCUCUUCCACCUUCUAAACAAGCUAACAAGAACCUAAUUUUGAAGGCUAUCUCUGAAGCUCAAGAGUCUGUCACAAAAACAACUAACUAUUCUGCAGUUCCACAGAAACAGACACUUCCAGUUGCUCCCAGAACUCGAACUUCUCAAGAAGAAUUGCUAGCGGAAAUGGUCCAGGGGCAAAGCAGGGCCCCCAGAAUAAGUCCUCCUGUUAAGGAGGAGGAAGCAAAAGGAGAUGGUACAGAAAAAAUUCAAGGCACUCAGCAGAGGCAGUUAUUAUCCCGACUGCAGAUUGACCCAGUAAUGGUAGAGGCAAUGGAGAUGAGUCCAGAUUACUAUGACAUGGAAUCCAUGGUCCAUGCAGACACAAGAUCAUUUAUUCUGAAGAAGCCAAAGCUGUCUGAGGAAAUAGUAGUGACACCAAACCAGGAGUCGGGAAUGAAGACUGCAGAUGCCCUUCGGGUACUUUCAGGACACCUUAUGCAGACACGAGAUCUUGUACAACCAGAUAAACCUGCAAGUCCCAAGUUUAUAGUGACGCUGGAUGGUGUCCCCAGCCCCCCAGGAUACAUGUCAGAUCAAGAGGAGGAGAUGUGCUUUGAAGGAAUGAAAUCCGUAAACCAAACUGCAGCCUCAAACAAGGGACUCAGAGGUCUCCUCCACCCACAGCAGUUGCAUUUGAUGAGCAGGCAGCUUGAGGACCCAGAUGGUAGCUUUUCUAACGCUGAGAUGACUGACCUGAGUGUGGCACAAAAACCAGAAAAGCUUCUGGAGCGUUGCAAGUACUGGCCUGCUUGUAAAAAUGGGGACGAGUGCGCAUACCACCAUCCCAUUUCCCCUUGCAAAGCCUUUCCCAAUUGUAAAUUUGCUGAAAAAUGUUUGUUUGUGCAUCCAAACUGUAAAUAUGAUGCAAAGUGUACUAAACCAGAUUGUCCCUUCACACACAUCAGUAGAAGAAUUCCAGUACUGACUUCAAAACCAGUGGUCUCAUCGCCAGCACCGUCUUCUAAUGGUCAACUCUGCCGUUACUUCCCAGCUUGUAAGAAAAUGGAAUGUCCCUUCUACCACCCAAAACACUGUAGGUUUAAUACUCAGUGUACAAGACCAGACUGCACAUUUUACCAUCCCACCAUUACUGUACCACCAAGACAUGCCUUGAAAUGGAUUCGACCUCAAACUAGCGAAUGAUGCCGUAGUCCUACCUGGCAAGAAGAUCAUGGAGUUUGAAAGCUUCCAUCUUCUGAGAGAUACUCUGCAGAACUUGUCACGUCUUUGAAAUUUAGAAUAUAUUGCUUUCAUAAUAUGAAUUUUAUUGCCUAACUGAAGUGUCUAAUUUUUCAAGUUUGUAAGUUUAUUAAGUGGUUUCAACAUUUUUUGUUUGUUUGUUGUGACGAUGAAAAAGACAGUUUUGACUAUGAAGGAGACAGUUUGAAGAAAAGCCAAAGUCUAUUAAAACAUUUACGGCAUGUUUGUACAUUGCUGUUUAACAUCAUUUUUGGUAAUGGUCCUGUAGCUUAAGGCUGUAGUGCCCAUUUGAAGGCCGUUGUCCUCACAGCUGAAUCGCUUUUCCCAAAGAUGAUGCAGUGUUUUCUCACUGGGUUACAAAUAUUGCAUCAUCUUUGAGGAAAUAGGAAUGGCCAAAAUACUAAGGCAGGUUUGAACAACUAAUUUAAAUUUUGUUUUUAAUGUCUGAAUCAAUUUGCUUUGAAAAGCAUAAUACAGAAUCUUAGCUUAAGUGCUACUCUGGUAGAGUGGACUGAGAUCCCUUGCCUUCUGUGAAAGUAAGUAGUGACAUGGUCAUAUAGGGCAAACAUGAUUGGAAUGACAAAUGCAAAAACAUAUGAACAAUUCCUUGAAACGCUUCCAUUUACUAUUAGCAUAUAAUUUAAAAAUAAUUUUGGGGGGACUACAUUAUCACAAAAUCAUACAAAAAAUUUUACAAGUAUAUACAGAAAGUUUCAGAAAACAGACUUUGAACUCACAAGAGUAUAAAUAUACAUAUAUAUUCCAAUGUUCUGAAAAAUAUUGUCAGAAAUAACUCCACAGAAAAUAUACUUAGUUACUCCUAAAGAUCAUUCUUGAAAUGUAGAUUUAAGUGGUAUAUUUUAAAUGACAGAACUAUAUAUAAUUACAGAAAUCAAAUGGGUAAACGUCACAAUAAGAUGAAACUUGGCCACUGUAUGAAGUUUUAUGUGUGUGGUUUUUGAAGUUGUUAAGGCAAGAAGUGUCAAAUGUUUUAAAUAACAGACAACUGAUUUUUCAAAGACUUGAUGUUUUAAAAAUUAAAGUGUAAGAGGUGGUUAGUAAAGGGGAUAAUAAAAGCUCAAACAUUUUCAGGACCAAAUUUAAACUGUUAAGUUACAUAAAGGAUGGAUAAUAAAGUCACGCCUAUAAAAGUCUGUUUAACACUGUGAAGCCAGCUCUUCUACUGCUGUGGUCAUUGCCUUUCCAUUGAGAGAUAAAAGCAUUAAGCUAAUUAUUCGACCAUUUCAUAAGUUGGCUUUGGCCAUGCUAAUCCCAUAGAGUAAAGAUCAGAAAGAGCAAAAGGACAAAGGAGACAAGGGCCUAAAGCUGCUUGCUGCAAAGGGUCAGGUGAGGUGGCAAUUCUUCAUUCUGUAAGUGCAUUCCAUUAAAUUUAAGGCAUUCAUUCUA